GGCAGAAAAUCAAAACCCAAAACCAUUUUUCUGCCUUUGUGGUAUGUUUGUAGUCUUUUUGGUAUUCAGCCUUUUUCGUAUAACUAUGUGUUCUUUUUGGAUUGUUCUUAAUUUGCAAUAAUUGGAAUAGGUCCGGUUCCAGGUAAUUGGGAACGAAUGCUGACAUAUGAUUAAGGAGCAUUGCUUAUUAAUAGUUCAAAGUGUUUUUUAUCUGAUUUUAGUUCCUCGUUUCCAUCGGUCAGGUUUUUUUCUGCCAAUCAACAGAGGACAAGAGGUCGUCCUGUGUAUGUAAUUUCUCGAGAACAGCUGGAAUUCUUCAUUGAAGCUGGCUUUACAAGACGACAAAUGGCAGAUCUUCUGCAUGUGUCUGACUCAUCGGUCAAGCGAAGGCUUAGAUCCUUUGGUCUAAAGCUGAGGCAGACAUACUCGGUGCUGUCAAAUAAUGCAUUAGAUGAUCUUGUAGGAGAAGUGACCCAAGGGAACCCGUCCCUUGGUCAGAGAAUGGUUCAAGGCCUGCUGCAGAGCCGAGGACAUAGAGUUCAGAGGCAGAGAGUUGCUGACAGCCUAAUACGAGUUGAUGCCGCAGCAGUGGCUUUGAGAUGGUGUCAUUCCAUAAGACGACGGGUCUACAAGGUUGCAGCACCAAAUUCAUUGUGGCAUAUUGAUGGAAACCACAAGUUAAUCAGUUUUAACACUGUGUUCUACAUCUUGACAAGAUCAACUGCAUCUGUCAACGGGGUUAAGCUACAGCCGAAUGACGUGCUGAUGUGGCUGACGGGAUCAGUGGGCUUCCAUAAAGUUAUUGAUGUGGAAUUUGGGGACACGCUUCGGGUUAACACAUGUGCCCUGGUGUUGACGCUGGCUGAAGUGCCACGCGAAGUUGAAGAUGUUGUGCAACAUUACUCCGAACUGCUCAUCAAUAGCCAGACAUUUCAAGCGGAAUAA
Dreissena polymorpha is the source of this 945-nucleotide messenger RNA. RefSeq lists its product as uncharacterized. Lineage: Eukaryota; Metazoa; Mollusca; Bivalvia; Myida; Dreissenidae. The record is from RefSeq and is a predicted model, not a curated record. The transcript is spliced from 4 exons. Bases 346 to 945 code for a protein of 199 amino acids.